AUGGUAAAGCGAAGUAGCCAUAUAUACAAGCUAGAUCCAGUGUUUGGAGAGGAUGGUUUGUUGUGGGUCGGGGGAAGACUCUGUCAAGCGAAGAUGGCAAAAGAAUCAAAGCAUCAACUAAUUCUGCCGAAGGGAGUACAUGUGUCGAUGCUUAUACUUUGUGAAAUUCAUGAAUCAGGUGGACACUUCGGAAGAGGAUAUAUAUUGUUCAAGUUGCGAGAGAAAUAUUGGAUUCCAAAUGCCAAUUCAGCAACAAGGAAGUUGAUUCAUAAUUGUGUGACAUGUAGACGGUACAGAGCCAGAAUUGGUGAACAAAAAAUGGCUGACUUGCCAUCAGACAGACUGGAUGCGAAUGACCCACCAUUCACCCGUGUAGGUUUGGACUACUUUGGGCCAAUUGAAGUGAAACAGAAACAUGUAUCGUGA
Molecule: messenger RNA, 426 nt
Organism: Saccoglossus kowalevskii
Lineage: Eukaryota; Metazoa; Hemichordata; Enteropneusta; Harrimaniidae
Source: RefSeq, a predicted model, not a curated record